AUGACAAACACCGAAUGGUUUAAUUUUUCUUACUUAAAAAACUGCAAAACGCCAACAUGUUUUUCAUCAAAUAAAACUCCACUUUUGGCCCCAACUCCUGGUCAACAAUAUGUUUACGAUUUUGAAUCAAUAGCGAUAGCCCAACUCAUAAAUAAAGAUUCGGUUGAAACUUCAGUCGCUAUCAAGGGUCAAGCAUUUGUGACUGCCAACAACAAUUGUGGAUAUAUAUUGGUGUUGAAAGGAUUAAAUGCUUUUGGUGCUGACAACAGUAAAAUUUCUAUUCAGAAAGAUUUCCAAUAUCCAGUGCAGUUUACUCUUUCGGGUGAUGAAUUAGCACCUGAGAUAUGUGCUGAAGAGAAUGAUGGAACUUUCAGUUUAAAUGUGAAGCGUGGAGUCAUUUCAGCAUUUCAAGUUGGACAAGGAAAAGUCUCAUUUGAUAUUUUUGGUAAAUGUCCAAUAUCGACAUCGACUUCGAAGUCAGGUGGAGUCACAACUGUCACAAGCUUAAGAGAUCUCAAUGAAUGCGCUUACAGGGAAAAGCUUUCAAAUGGGUUAAUUCAAGGCAUAACUCUUGAUUCUUCUGAAAUAAAAUCAUCACCGAUCAUUAAUGGAAAAGUAGAGUCUGAUGCUAAAUUUCAGAACGGAGUUUUGGAAAGCAUUGAACUUAAAGAAUCGUACAAUUUUAUGCCAUUUAGUACGCAAAAACACGGAGCUAAAGCCAAGGUCAUCACCAAGAUGAAUUUGAAGAAAAAAGUUGCAGGUCAAGGUCCGGCAAUUAAAAGUCCAGCCUUGAGAACGCUUCUUUUUGAAGCAACUAAUUCAAACAUGGCAAAUCCGAAAGUGUCGAUCAAGGACUCCAUAAAAGCUGCUUUUGAGAAAACACUGGCAGAGUUUACUGGACAAGAAGGCGUCAUAAGUUCAAAAUCAGCAGCAACGUUUGCUGAUAUCAUUCGACUCAUGAGAUUGGGUAAGAAGGCUGAUUUACUCACAGCUUAUCAGGAAAUGAAAAGUGGAAAACUUAGCAAGCUUCAGAGCUCAUCUCAUAUGAAAGAGAUAAGCCGAAACGUCUUUCUCGAUGCACUUUUCAGAACAGGAACGGGUGAUUCAGUCGCUGCUCUUGCUGAUUUAGCAAAGAAAGAACUCAGCGAAAAGGAAUUAAAACUCAUGUAUUUGAGCUUCAAUCUUGUUCAACACGUAACAACAGAUAGUCGCAAAGACGCAAUUAAUGGAUUAGCUAAACUUUUUAAUGAGAACCUUCCCAAAGAGGCAUAUUUAAGUGUCGGCAAUGUCAUCAACAAAUUCUGUCGAGAACGUGGUUGCGAGGAUCGAGAUGUUAAAAUAAUUGCAGACAAAUUUAUUGCGAAAAUUCCAAAGGAUUGUAAGGCAAGCAACAAGAAAGAAGAAGAACAUCUUGUGGCUGUAUUGAAGGGCAUAAGAAAUAGUCAAAUGAUUCUUAAUACUGCUCUUGAUCGUAUCGUUCAGUGUGCUAGCAAUAGAAAUCCUAAUCGUGUUCGAGUUGCAGCAUUGCAAGCUUUUCCAGCAAAUCCAUGUAAUAAAAAGUUACAAAAAGCAGCCACUACUGUCAUGAAAAACCUUGACGAAGACUCUGAGGUGAGAAUUGAGGCUUAUUUAGCUGCAAUGGAAUGUCCAUCUGGAUCAUUAGCAAACGAUGUUCAAGCUCUUUUGGAUGCAGGUGGAGAUUCUGAACCAGUUAUUCAAGUUGGAUCGUUUAUCAAUACUCACUUGGACUCCAUAAAAGCGUCUACUGAUCCCAAACGUGAAGCCACACGUGCUCAUUUUAAAAAUUUGAGAACUAGUAAAAAAUAUCCAUUUGAUCCCCGACGUUACUCCUUCAAUCGUGAAAUUUCCUAUGCAAUUGAUAGCCUUGGAUUAGGAUCUGCAGUAGAUGCAUCAGUUAUUUAUAGUCAACAGAGUUUCUUACCACGAUCUGGACGUUUGAAUGUUACGGGAAAUUUAUUUGGAUCGGCUUUCAACAUGUUGGAAAUAUCUGCUCGCCAAGAAAAUGUGGAAGAAUUAUUGGAACAUUACUUCGGUCCACGUGGUGUUGUAAAUACAAUGAGUAAACAAGACUUGUAUGAUGCCAUCACGAAGGAAGUUUCAACAUUGAAUCGUCAAAAGAGAGCUUUACCAGCUGAUUUAGCUGCUUUUGAUAAGAACGUUAAAAAUCCAGUUGAAUAUGAUCGCGAUCCUGACAUCGAUUUGUCUGUCAAAGUUUUCGGUUCCGAACUUUAUUUCCUGUCAAUAAGCAAAAAUAUUCCAUCAACUCCAAAUGACGUUUUCAAACUUUUUGCAUCAGAAAUAAGCAAAGGUGUUGACGCUCUUAAGAACUUCCAAUACAACUUUGAAAAUCAUGCCCUUUGGUUAGAUGCGGAGAUUACUUAUCCAACAGCUUUUGGUUUACCUUUCAGACUUACCAGCACCGGUUCUUCAGCAGUGAAAGUUGAUGUUUCUGGUUCCUUUGAUGUUAAAGAAUUGAUUGAAAAUCCACUCAACUCUAAAGUUCAACUUCAAUUGAAUCCAGCAGCUAAUAUUUUCGUUUCUGGUCAAUUAGGUUUUGGCUCAUACGCUUAUGAAACUGCUUUAGAAGUUUCUGGUACAGUGUACACAAAUACUGGAGCUAACACCACUGUAGAAAUGAAAGGUGGCAAAAAUCUUGUAAUUUCUACAAUCCCAACUGUAAAGGAACAAUAUGUUAUCGACUUGACACAUCAAAUUUCAACAGUUUCACAAGAAAGUGGCCGAGAAGUAAUUAAAGUUCCAGUAAAAUUCAAGAGCGCUCAAGAUCGCAUCACUGAACUUUGUUUCGAUCAAGUAGAAUUCUUGACAGGCUUUACUUUCUGUACUUCCAUUAACUACACACCAAUGAAUGUAACUCAAAAUGCACCAUGGCCUUUGUAUGGAAACAAUCACAUUAGUGUAAAAUUAGAAAUGGUUGAUGCACUCAAGUUCAGUGCUGAGUUCGAUGAUAAAGAUCCCUCAAAACCUGGCAUCAACUUUUAUUAUGACACACCUAAGGGUGGCAUUCAAAGGCAAACAUUCUUCAAAUUGUUCUCAAGCUUAAAAUCUGAACAUUUUAUGGGUGGGGUUGAUCUUUUCGUUCCAGUAAGAGAUGAUUUCAUAUUUAAGUUCGAUUCUGCAUUAGGCGUGUUGAAUGAAGAAAAUGAGAAAAAAGUUUAUUUGAAUGGAAAUUAUUUGGAUGAAAAUUUCAAAUAUGAACUUGGAUUUAAAAGAAAAGAAAAUGUGAUUGAGCCGAUUUUAAAUAUUAAUACUGAUAUUAGCUAUUUGGAAGGAAGAAUUCUUGAAGAAAAGACAGCGAAUGGUGUUAAAUACACAUUAAGACAAGUGAAAUUUGGUCGCGAUUCUACGACGACAACAGUCGAUGGUUCAGUUGAAAUGAAUGGACCAAACAUACUGACAAAUCUGAGAUUCCAACGUGGUGGAAAUACCGUCAACUUAUCGGGCACACUCAGUUAUCAACCAGGUCAAUUCAACAGUGAUCUUCAAUUGACCAGUCCACAAUAUGAAAAAGCAAAUGGAAAAUUCACAUAUGGCGUAACAUUUACUGAUAAAAAUGUCGCAAACGAUUUGGUAAUCGUGUGGGACAAAAAUCUUAAAUCCGAAACAAACAGAUUUGAGUGGAACCAAUUUGCCGACUGGAGUAACAAAGAACUUUUCAAAAUGAAGAACGGAAUUAAAAUUGGAAAAUUUAAUACUGAAGGUCGUCUGAACGGUGAUUUUGGCAAAAAAAUCAUUAACGUUGAUGCUGGUCUUGAGUACAGCAAUCAGAAGGCUGAGUUCAUAUUGAAUAAUAAAUAUUCACAAAAAAUGCCGCAUGAUUAUGAUACUUCAGUUUAUGCUGCUGCUAAUCAAAAGUCAAUCAAACUCGAUAUGAAACGUGAUAUCGAAGGUGAAGCUUCCAUGGUUGAGAACAAAUUGGAGUUAUCCACCGGAUUGAAAGUUGAAUUAAAUGGAAAGAUUGGACAUCGAUUCGAAGUAACGAACGCAGAUGUAUCGAUACAAGGAAGUUUCACUCCUGGACAAAAGAAAGAAGCUACAAAAAUUACAAUUUUAAUUAAAAACACUGAUAAAGAACAUUCAGCAAGCUCUAAAGUCAAAGUAGCUAAGAAAGAAUUCGCUAGUUUUGAAUCGAAACUUACUUACGGUAACAAUAUGGUUGGAUCAAUGAAAGCAUCUGUUACUGAUGUUAUUGAAGCUGAUGGAACAUUUCAAUCAACAGCUGGAAAAGGUAAUGCCGUCAUCAAUGCAUCUGUAAAAGAUAAAAGAGUUAAAGCCGCUUCAAAGUUUACGAUACAAAAGCCAACUUAUAACUUUGAAACUGAUAUCUACUACGACGAUGCUAAGAAAGUUUAUUUCUCAACAAAGAACAAUGUUGACACAAAAUCUUUUGACUCCAAAAAUGAAGUUGAAGUUUUCAGUGAACGUUACAGCUUUGAUGUUGCAGCUUCAAAUGAUGGAACAUUUGUUAAUGGAAGACAGACGGGAUCAGUGAAUGUUGGACUUCCAACUGGAAGAAAAUUGUCAGUAGAAGGAGAACGUGAAGUAAGCAUGAAAAAUAAUAAAGGAAAUGGAAAUUUCCAUGUGACAGCAACUGAUGAGUUGCCAAACAAGCAACAACGACAAGCUAUACUCGAUAUGAAAAUGAGUGAUUUCAGCCCAGCAGCUGGUUUCUUUGAUUUCACUGGCUCUUUGAAAUAUCGGGGUUAUAACAACAAAGAUGCCAAAUUUCAGCUUGGUGUAAAAAAUUUAAAGAAAGGGCAUUUCUCUACUGCCAGUGGUUUGCUUCAAGUUGAUGGCACACUUGUUCCUGAAGUUGUAACGUUCAAUAUUAAAAUCGAGGAAUAUUGUCCAAAUCAUGCCAUUUAUAGCUUUAAUGGAAAAUACGGUCAACUCGGAGAUAUUGAUGUCAAUGGCAAGUAUUAUGUCGCUACAAAAGAACGUCCACAUUCCCAUGAUUUCAAUGGUGCAUUAAACAUUCCCAAAACGAAACUUCAAAGGGUAACAUUAUCUUCGAAUGGACAACUCACUGAACCUGCAACUCCUGAUGGCACGUACAUUGUUAAAUAUUUUGGUUCCGUCGAUGCAGGUGGAGACAAAUUCCAAUUUGACACUGACAUGAAAAUGUCACCGACAAAAGGUUCUGGUACAGCAAAAAUUCAACUUCCUAAUAUAAAUUCAAUAUCUGGUGAAGUUUCCUUUGGUUGCAAUCAUGUAGAUAAAGGAGAAGGUUCGUUAACAGUAAAAUAUGGAGACAACAAAGAAUUCAAAACAACUUUCAAUGCACAAAUGGAGAAAGCUGACAGUCUUAAAAUUGAUAUCGGAAUGAGUGGAGAUUUAGAAAGUUUCAAGGAGAUUUCAUUCCACAUGAAUGCUUUGAAACCAAGUAUAAAUGAAAUUGUGGCAAAUGUUAAUCUGAAAGCUGACAGUAAUGCUUACAAUCUCGAUUAUGAACAUCGAGUGUCUGAAAAGAAUCCUAAAUUUAAAGUCGUUUGGACUUGUCCUCGAGGAACCUCAAAAAUUGUAGCUGAUGCAAAUAUCGAAUCACAGUUGAAAGGAAAAGGAAACCUCGUCAUCGAAAAUGUCGAGUCCUUUGACUUGACUUCUAAUGUUGAUGCAGAUAUGUCAUCACUUGAGAAAUUCUAUCUUAAUGGAGAAAUUGAUAGCCCGGCACUUGGCUUGAAACACUUCAAAUUUGACAUAAAAUCGAAGAAUGACGAUCCUCAUCGAUCAGGAUUUGAGUUUCACGUAAGCAAAGACGGAUCUCAUCUUGCUUCGGGAUCGAGUGACUUUACGACGAAGGUUGAAAAAGGAAGAACAGUCAUUGAAGGGAAAUCAACGAUUAAACUUACAGACGGAAAAUCUGAUGAAGUUUCCUUCAAAUUAAUAAGAACAAUAUUUGAUGGAAAUCGAGAUAAGGAAACCGGUUUUGGUGGAAUAUUAAAUGUGUUCAUCGGAAAAAGAACGCACGCAGGAGAAUUUAAAUUAACUGAUAAAGAGUUCCAUGUGAAGUAUACCGGUUGUGAACCACAAAACCGCUGUACAAAUCUUGAAACUAAAUCUAAAAUUGACACUGCUUCAAUCGAUGGAUUCAAACACAAUCUUUUCAUAACAGUUGAUUUACGUGAGGUUGGCUUCUCUCAUGAGUUUGGAUUGAAAGCUGACACAAGUCGAGACGGUUGGAAAUUCUUACAUUCAGUUGAUGCACAUUUACAAACUAAAGACAAUAAGGAGCCUGAAUAUCAAUAUUCUGUAACAAUCACUCCAAAUAAGGCUGAAGCAUUAUUUUCAAUGCCAACGCGUCAAGUAGCUUUGGACUCUUCCUACAAAUAUCCAGGACGGUCACCCUUUGGUGCUUACGAUGCUGUAGUUGCUUUCUAUUUGGAUAAAAAAAAUAAACCAAAGCAGAAAACCGAAAUAGGAUUCCAUGGGAAAUUAGAUCAGACUGCUAACAAUCAGAUUACUGCAAAUGGAAAUAUUUAUUUUGAACAUCCGCGUGUUAAGAAACUUCGUGUCAAUGGCGAAUUUGGAGCGAAUGCUGAUAAGAUGGACGUCAUAUCAAAAUUGGAACUUGACAUUUUUAAGAAUCCUAAUGACAAAAUUAUUGUUGCCGUAAGCUUUGGUAAUACCGAUGCUUCAGGAAAGGGAUUCAAUAUCACCAGCAACGUUAAAAUUGUUUCGAAGGGACUUGGUCUCAAUCUCCAAUACAAUGAACAUUUUGGACUUUCAUUUGAACAACGAUUAUUCACCAUGGGCAAUGAAUUAACCAUGCCAAUUGAUGGUUUCCGAUUUGGUAUGAAUGCUUUCGUCAAUGAACAAAGCGCAGAACUAAUAGUGAUAACAUUUGGAGAAGAAAUAUUGAAAUCUUCUGCUAAUUAUGAUCUGAAGAAACAAGAUUUUAAGACUGCCACUUCAUUGAAAUUCUUGGGCUCAGAGAAAAUAACACAAACCGCUUCGAUCAAUGGGCUGACACAAGGAACAUUUACAAUAAGCAAGAGACCAGUUUUUAAUGUCAACAGUGGGUAUACGAUUGGUAAAGAUAUUUAUCUCGUUGUCAAAGGUUCGAAUAAAGAAAUUUUCGAUGGAAAAAUUUCUUUAGACAAAGGACAUUUCUUGAAUUCAAAUUAUCAUAUUAAUGAUGUUGAAAUGAAAGAAUUCACCAGUAAUUUACAAAAAGACCUAAUGAAUGAUCUUAAGAAUGGUGAAACUUACAUGAAAGAUAAGUUAGGAAAACUUCAAAGCUUCUAUGAACAAAAACUUAACACUAUCACGAAAGCUUCUCCAAAUUUCGAUCGCUUGGAAAAUGAAUACAGAGAAGAACUCAACAAACUUUUGAACGAAUUGCAAGCAGAUCCCUCAAUGAAAAAAUUCAUUGAUCAAUUAUCAGCAAUUAUAAGCGAAUUGGCGAAAACUUACAACACAAUAUUGGAAGCAGUUGAAAAGCAAAUGUCAAUAGUUGAGAAUGCAAUUCGUGAAUAUUCAAUCGUUGCUAUUGAAGCAUUCAAUGAACAAAUUUUGCCUCAAUUACAAAAAUUAUUUGAUGCUGUACAAAAACUUGUAUCUGAACUUUACGAGCAAACAUUGAAACUUUUAUCUGCUGUCUUUGAACGCAUAGCCAAAGCUUUAAAAUCAUUUGAAGGCGAUUUUAAUAAAAUCUCGAAAGUUUUGAAGGAUACAACUGCUGGAAUUUACGAAGGAAUGGAGCAGUACAGCAAGGAAAUCUGCCAGGAAUUAAAAGAUCUUUUUGAACUUCUCAAACAACAAUUCUUAUCACUUCCAGGAGUUGAAUAUAUCAAAGAAACUUAUGCUGAACUUGUUGGUGAAUUUGCUCCAUUGGAGACAUUAAAACUUGUUCUUGCUGAACUUCUCAGCUCACUUGCACACGCUGUUCCAGACGAGGCGAAACCAUUCUUCGAAAAGUUCUCAGAUUAUGUUCAAAAGAAAAUGAAUGGUGAAGACAUUGACGACAUGACAGUCUUGAAAGAAAUCUACAAAGUGUUCAUUGAUGCAUUGUUAGGAUUUAAGAAGCAAUUUAUUGAUGGAUUCUCAACAUCAUCUUUGACAACAACAAUAAACUUUGACAUGUUCAAACGUUUACCUCCAUUUGUAACAAAUGUUCGCUUCAGUGCUUUGAAUCAACUUCUUAGCGAGCCAAUUUUCAAUCUUCAUGACCUCGUCUAUUUGUAUCGUCCAUAUGCUUUUAAUCCUAUAGAAUUUAUUCCUCCAUUCACAUUGCAUGCCGAAAUUUCCGAUGGUUCUCACAUUUUCACUUUUGAUGGACGUCACUUGACUUUCCCUGGCACUUGCAGUUACAUUCUUUCGAGAGAUUUCGUUGAUGGAAACUUCAGUAUUGUUGCUAAUAUGGAUAAUGGAAAGUUACAAUCAAUUUCACUAACCGAUAAGAGCGGAUUCAUGGAUGUCAACAAAGAUAGCGUUCUUCAAUCGAGCGGCAAAAAUGUAGAAUUUCCUUAUCAUCAGAAGACACUACAUGCAUGGAGAGAUUACUACACAGUAUCUCUUCUCACUAAAUACGGUGCUCAGGUUCAAUGUACAGAAGACUUAACCACUUGCCAUGUAAGUGUUUCAGGUUUUUAUUCGGGUAAAACUCGUGGUCUUUUAGGAAAUGGAAACAAUGAACCUUAUGACGAUUACUUACUUCCAAACGGAAAGAUAACAAAGAGCACAAGUGAGCUUGGAAAUGCUUACAGAACACGAACAGAUUGUGCUGCUGUUACAACAUCAGGCGACGAUCAUUCCAAAUCACAUUCAAAUGAUUUCUGUUCACAAUACUUUGGGCGCGACUCAUCGUUACGUAUGUGUUUCCUCUUUGUUAAGCCGGCAAACUAUCGUGAAGCUUGUGAACAUGCAACUCACGGAGCUGAAGAUAAACAAAAAGCUGCAUGUAACAUUGUAACAACGUAUGCAAGCAGAUGUCGUCAAGAACAUAUUCCUAUAUCAAUUCCUAAAGCUUGUAGUAGAUGUUCAGUCGGAAAAAAUUCGCUUGAUGUUGGAGAUGAAGUUGCUGUCAAGUCGCCACAAAACAAAGCUGAUAUUGUUAUUGUCUUUGAUACUAAUCUUAAUAAGCAAUUAGUUGUUGUUGAAGAAGUGGUCAAUGAAUUGCGCAAAGAGAUGAGAAAUGUAGGAGUAACUGAUGUUCAAUUUGCUGCGAUUGGUUAUAAUGCUAAUGAUAUAUAUGUCCAUCAAUACACAACAAACGGUAAAUUAAAUUACAAAGGAAACUUCGUGAAUAAAAAAUCAACUGGUCCAACAAAGGAAGAACCAUUGAAGACUGGCCAAAAUGAACUUGAUGCAGCAUUGGUUGAGCUUGAAAAAGUUGCAGAGCAAGCCUCUCAAGAUCUCUCUGUUUCACCCGAUGCUAGAGCAUUCCAAAGAGCAAUGAAAUUCCCAUUCAGACCUACAGCUUCAAAGACAAUCAUAGCAUUCCGAGCGAAUGGAAUUCCAUACUCAACAAAUCCAAGUAAAUUGGUAGCAGCUGAGAUCAGCUCCGCUGCUACUUACGAACGUGGUAUUGGAGUUCAUGCCGUUAUGCCUGUAGACAUCAUUGAACCAGCUGACAAAAAGGAAAAAAUCGUUGGUUUUAACAACAAUGUGGCUGUUUUGGUUAAAGAGAAAACAAGAGCAAGCAUGGGAUCUGUUGAUGUUGCAAGUAAGCUUAAAUAUGAACCAGACAUGGGUGUUGACUUGACAAGAAAACAUGGAUAUGUGUUUAAUCUCAAAAACUAUCAAACGGAUAAAAAGCGAUUUGUUACUCUUGCCGGCUACAUUCUAGCUGAUGCCAUUACACGUACAGAAGUCGAAAGUGAAUGUAAAUGUGUCUUAGCCAAUGGACUUUUUGCUGAAACAAGAUGCAAAGCUAAACAACAAAGAUUAUUACCUCAAGUUUCUCAUGUAUAA
Clunio marinus is the source of this 9951-nucleotide messenger RNA. The record is from the annotation of a GenBank genome assembly. Lineage: Eukaryota; Metazoa; Arthropoda; Insecta; Diptera; Chironomidae.